This is a messenger RNA of Pristis pectinata (smalltooth sawfish), 4341 nucleotides long. RefSeq names its product elaC ribonuclease Z 2 (gene elac2). Gene Ontology annotation, molecular function: 3'-tRNA processing endoribonuclease activity. Lineage: Eukaryota; Metazoa; Chordata; Chondrichthyes; Rhinopristiformes; Pristidae. Gene Ontology annotation, biological process: mitochondrial tRNA 3'-end processing. The record is from RefSeq and is a predicted model, not a curated record. The transcript has 24 exons. Gene Ontology annotation, cellular component: mitochondrion. The coding region runs from base 81 to 2366 and encodes 761 amino acids.
AGUAGCAGCGACGGAAACCGGUGGGUGGGAGUGUUGCAGGGUGAUUAUGCCGGGUGUGUGAGCAUUUUCAUGCAGCUUGAAUGUCUGCGGGUAGUUUGCGGAGACUCGCACGGUGGACGCGGUGCUUCUGCUCCUCCCGCAGCCACCCGCAGCUCCCACUCGCUGCCUGGCUCCGGCCGCUCAGCAUGUCACUCAGCCCGGCCCGGGAGCACAAGACCACGGGCGGCAGGAGGGAGAAGCCGCCCAAGGAUAUCCUGCGCCACAUCAAGUCCAGGGAGAAGAGGAGACAUGGGGACGUGCAUGGACCUUCCACCGUCUACCUGCAGGUUGUGGCGACUGGGAGCAGGGAAAAUGGGGCUUCGCUCUAUGUCUUCUCGGAAUACAACAGAUAUCUCUUCAACUGUGGUGAAGGCACGCAGAGACUGAUGCAGGAACACAAGCUAAAGGUUUCUCGUCUUGACAAUAUUUUUGUGACCAGGAUGAGUUGGAGCAAUGUUGGAGGAUUAUCUGGUAUGAUUCUAACGUUGAAGGAUACCGGUGUUCCCAAAUGUGUGUUUUCUGGACCACCACAGUUUGAGAAAUACUUAGCUGCAAUAAGGACGUUCUCUGGCCCGCUGAAAGGAAUAGAUUUAGCUGUACGGCCUUACACAGAGCCCCAUUAUGUUGAUGAUACUAUGACAGUGCAUCAGGUGCCCAUAUUUGCCAAAUUGGACUCCCAAGCUAGUCCAGGUGGGUCACCUGACCGAUCCCAUUUACCAAAAUCUGCAAAAUGGCAACGGGAAGAUUCUGAGGAUCACCAAGAAGAAAAGCAAAAUGAAAAGUCAGAAAGAAGCCCGAAAACAUCAACUAGAGAUCCUUCUCUGGUAGUGGCUUUUGUUUGCAAGCUUCAUCCUAAAAAAGGAAACUUCCUUGUUAUGAAGGCAAAGGAGCUUGGUCUACCAGUAGGCACCUCUGCCAUUGGUCCCAUUGUUGCUGCCUUGAAAGCAGGAAACAGCGUAGUGUUUGAAGGAAAGGAGAUCCGGCCUGAAGAUGUUUGCACGCCUGCUGAUCCGGGACCCAUUUUCCUUGUGCUGGAGUGUCCCAGUAAGGAGUUUAUUCAUCCUGUGUGUGAGAAUGAACAGCUUCAAAAGUAUCAGGCUGGAGGAAGUGAAGGCCCCACUGCAUUAGUUGUCCACAUGGUGCCUGAGUCGGUUUUGGCAGAUAAUGUUUAUAAAUCAUGGAUGGCAAGGUUUGGGCCUACCACAGAGCACCUAAUCCUCAAUGAAAAUAAUCAAACAGUUCAUAAUCUGCGCAGCCAUAAGAUCCAGACGCAGCUAAACCUUAUUCAUUCUGAGAUCUUCCCCCUGUUGAAAACCUUUCAGACCAAGGACCAGCCAGUGCCUCUCUCUCUACCUACUGUUCAAGGUCAUUGCCUGCUGAAGUAUCAACUAAGGCCCAAGUUUGAAUGGCAAAGGGAUGCUGUAGUUGAAGCUGACACCGAGGAAUUUAUUAAAGAAGCCAUGGAAAUCCCAGGCUUCACGCAGCAGGUUGAAGAAUGUAAGCGAGUAUUAGCUGCAAACUCUGCACUUCCAUCAGGGAAUGUGGACAAAUAUCCAGAGGUGGUUUUCCUUGGAACUGGUUCUGCAAUCCCAAUGAAGAUCCGAAAUGUUAGCUCCAUCAUUCUAAAUAUAGACACUACACGGUCUAUAUUAUUGGAUUGUGGUGAAGGCACCUUCGGACAACUCUGUCGCCACUACGGAAAUGAUGUGGACAGGGUCCUCUGUAAUUUGUCAACCAUCUUUGUGUCCCACAUGCAUGCUGAUCAUCACACGGGCUUGUUAAAUAUAUUGUUGGAACGAGAAAAGGCUAUGGCUGCCCUGGGUGAGGCCUUUAGCCCAGUUAUACUUGUGGGCCCAUCUCAGAUCAUGAACUGGUUGAAACAGUACCACGAUCAUUGCCAGGAGAUCCUGCGCCAUAUCAAUCUUAUCCCUGCAUGGCAUCUUGUGGAAGGUGCUGAAGUUACCAAGUUCAACACUCAAGGCUUGAUCCGCUCUUUGUUAAAGAACCUUGAACUGGAAAAGUUUCAGACCUGUGUUGUGCGUCACUGCAGAAAUGCCUUCGCCUGCAUCCUACAGCACAAAUCGGGAUGGAAAAUUGUGUACUCAGGAGAUACCAUGCCAUGUCCAAACCUCAUUCAGACGGGGCAAAAUGCGAAUCUGCUGAUUCAUGAGGCCACGCUGGAAGACGGACUUGAGGAAGAAGCUGUUGAGAAAACGCACAGCACAACUUCUCAAGCCAUUGAUGUGGGUAUGAAGAUGAAUGCAGAAUUCAUAAUGUUAAAUCAUUUCAGCCAGAGAUAUGCCAAGAUCCCACUGUUCAUGUGCUGACUUCAAUGAAAAAGUUGGAAUAGCUUUCGACCAUAUGAGGGUUCGGUUUGGGUGAUUUUAAGGGUAGUGCCAAAACUCAUUCCGUCCCUGAAGACCCUUUUUGCGGAUGAGAUUGAAGAGAUGGAGGAGCGCCGUGAGAAGCGAGAACUUCGACAGUUGAAGGAAAAUCCAGGGCUCUUUGAGCACAAAUGGACCUGCGGCCCAAGAACUAUCAUCAGUUCCAAGGGUCAGUGAGACAGCUGGCAAAAUGAAACGGGAGCUGGAAGGGUAUGAUCAAGAUUUGGACCACAAAAGAAGCAAACUAAUUUGAGAUGCUGCUGAUAGUGAAAUCACUAUUAGAAAGUCCUGCUUUAUUACCCUGGAGUGGUAAUAUGUGGAGAAAGCCAAUCCUCUGUAUUUGAUAAAAUAUUGGAAUUGGUUUUAUUUUGUUGUAUAGAUGAGACUAUUGUACAGAGUUUUUUUGAACCAGGCUGAAAUGUGUGGUUUGAAGUAAAUUGGAUUAUAUUUGUUUUAUAUUUUGUUUUUAUUUAAAACUUUAUCCUACACACCUAUGCACUGGGAUGCCACUUACUCAGACUUUAUCCCCUACUUCCCCCUUUUCCUUUGGGUGGUGGAUCUUUCCAGCCUUCAAAUAAAGACAUGGAACACAUCCUUUCUUCAGUCUGCUCUAAAUGUGAAGGACAAUAAUUAAAUUUGUAUGGGGAAUAUCGUGAUUAUAAAGCAUGUACCGGGUCAUAGUUUAAAGUCUGCUUUUUAUUUAUAAUGGAGUACCUUUUAUUUUUCAAUCAUGUUUUUGGGUUUCACCUCAUUAAAUAGAUUACCCCAAAGGUGCUGCUAUCUCUACUCCUUCCCACUUUGGUCAGCCCCACACAUCUGCCGUUGCUAUGCUGACCCUAUUAGCUGUAACACAGCACAGGAUUAGUUCACCAUCUGCCCUUUUGGAAAUUUUUGAGCCACAUUAAAUAAUGAUUCCAGCUGAGAUUAGGAACUUGCAUGUUUUGAUGGGACUAGAAACCCGCAAAGAGAAAAGACCAUGCCUUGCUUCAUAAUUCAGAUGGUGUACAGCAAUUGCCAUGUUACAAAGUGAUUAUUUGCAUCUGUGAAUGGAUCAAUAAAAGUCUUCAUCACAAGAACAUAUGCUGAUAACCAUAACCCUUUCCUCAUUAAUGAUUGUACUGAAUACUUAAUUUAUUUUGAAUGUGGAGUUCAAUCUGUUGAAUAAUAAACUUACUGGAGAUUUUGAGGCUGUGGGAUAUUGUACUAGAAUGCCUACUCAGUGAAAGUUAUUUCCCCCUGCCAGCAUUUCUUGCAGGAAUGUGAAAGGAAACCUUGGAAAUUCUAUCAUGUUCAUUUUAGUGCUGAAAAGAUUUAUUUUAAUUCCACUUUUAUCUUUGUUCAUAUAUAAAUAUUUCUGGACAGGGCACUGUUUCACCCUUGUGAUGAGAAGCUGUUGGGACAUGAUCCAAAGAAUUUUGAUUAAUCUGUUAACUAAACUAGUGAGUGCCACCUUGAAUAGGACUCAGUGUGGGAUGCAUUAAAAACGGAGAGUGUGAGGGAGCUGAAGUAAUGACCUUCUGUUUUAUUGAUAUGACAUCAUAUGAAGUAACCCAAAAAUAUAUACAUGAAUAAUGGAAAUUAUAGAUGUAUGUGGGACCUUGUGGGGAAGGUUUUUUUAAAUUGGGAGCUACAGAGGAGUCUAGAAAUCAGGAUUUUCAGUGGAUUUGCUUGGUUCAACAGCUUGUGUCCAGUAAUGUUUCUGGCACUCUUCAUUUAGACAUAAAGAGCAUUUGAAUGUAACAAAGAAAACUAGCUAGACAAAACAAUGUCAUGGCAGUUCUUCCUAAAAGUGGGUAAACUCAUUUAGUAAAUCUAUUGAAUUGCUGUGUCCUGUAGAGGAAUGGCUUCUGAAUCAAAUUUCAGUGAAUAUCUGUGUUAUGUUAAUUAAAAAUGUAUCUCAAACCAUUUUAGAUUUACU